Tigriopus californicus is the source of this 1063-nucleotide messenger RNA. RefSeq lists its product as uncharacterized. Lineage: Eukaryota; Metazoa; Arthropoda; Copepoda; Harpacticoida; Harpacticidae. The transcript is spliced from 2 exons. The coding region runs from base 137 to 859 and encodes 240 amino acids. The record is from RefSeq and is a predicted model, not a curated record.
AUCGAUCGCAACCCCUUCGCACCGCUAGUUAAGCACGCGGUUGUUAACCUUUGUGAACGUAUGGAACUCUUCUUUUCAGGGUUGAGACUUGUAGACUUGUAUCUACCUCACUACCUCCCCUACUUUGACCACCAUCAUGUCCCGCCCACCACCCAGGGAACAUGAAAGGAACCCACCCACGUUAUCAAUUGCCUCUAUCCUCGCCUCGGGCGCCUCAAAUGUCAUGGCCAGUACCUUGAUUGCGGCCGAGGAAGAGCACUCAACCACCGUCCAAUUAGCAGCUGCUGUCUCUUCCACUAUGGCCUCGACCUUGACCCUGGCGGAUGCUCGUGAUACUGCUUUACCAGACCCUUCCAGUGGAUCUUCCAACACUUCCCCGAUCGAGCCAGACAGGCCCGUUUUGGAAAUUUCGGGCCUGCAGGAAACACUUCGGGACAUCGAGCUGUCCAAUCAUUUCAGAGAUUUCCUUAGACGCGUUGAUAGGAACACCUCUGCCCCUCCUGAAGUAAAAGGUCGAUUCGAGCGUUACUUCGAUUUUCAUAUAAAAGUAUUAGAACUUCUCGAUGUACCUCAAGACGAUCUCAAUCGCCAGAAUAAGUUGAUGAUCGAGUUGCAUCAAGAUUUUUUCAGCUCUCCUUCUCAAACCAUUUCCAUAUCGAGUCAAGGUGCCCUUCGAAAGCUAAAAGAACAUCUCAAAGAGCUAAAACAGAUUAACGAACCAAGCCAUGCGCCCAAUUUGGACUUAGUCCAUCCAGUGCAUGAAGAAGUCUAUGAAAAGUUGAACAGCAAACACGGUCAAUGGAAGAUGAACUACAAACCAACAACCAGUCUAAACACGUUGAUGUGUAUGCUGUCCUAAUCCUAGGCCUAAUUACUUGGACACGGAAUACUUGCAUUCACCACGGAGAAAUAGUUUCGCCUACCAUUUACACCACAAAUGUCUUCAAUAUCAAAUAGUUCUCUCAUUGUCUUGUAUUGUUAUGAGCUCUUCUUUAAGAGGAAGAAAACAUGUAUAUCCUUUUAUAGAUUAAUGCACUUUAUUCAGAAUAAAAUUGUUUGUUUA